CUUCAAGAUUAUCUUCGGACUGAGAUUAUGUUCAAAAGGUUCUUACUGGUCCUUGAUGACGUUUGGGAAGAGGAGGAACGGGAUAAAAGUAAAUGGGGUAAUGUGCUCGCCCCUCUAGCUUCUGGAAGUUUUGGUAGUAAGAUUCUGGUAACAACUAGGACGGAAUCAGUCGCACUGAUGUUUCAAAAAGUGAUUCAAGACAAACAAAAACCAAUGAAAUUAGAAGGCUUAAAGGAGGAAGAAUGUUUGGAGCUCCUCAACACCCAUGCGUUUGCUGAAGACGAUCUUGAUGAUCAGAGAAAAUUAAAAUUAAAAUCAAUUACUGCAGAGAUAGUUAAAAAGCUUUCAGGGUCUCCUUUAGCAGCAAAGGUCAUAGGCGGUGAUCUGAAUUCUAAUUUGGAUGAAGGACAUUGGAUAAGAGUUUUAGAUUCUGUCCUUGAAAUAAUAAAAUUGGGUCAAAAUUAUAUCAUGCCCAUCUUAAAAUUGAGCUAUAUACACCUCCCAGAACAUCUAAAAAGUUGCUUUACAUUCUCUUCCAUAUUCCCACAAGAUUAUCAAUUUCAUAAAGGUACUUUAGUCCGACAGUGGAUUGCAUCAGGUUUCAUUCAACCUUCUCAUGUUCAAGGAGAGAUUCUGGAGGAUAUCGGAGGAAGGUAUUUUGAUGUUUUGGUUAAAAAAAAUUUCUUUGACAAGUUUGAAGAUAUUUUUGGACGUUAUUACUAUAAGAUGCAUGAUUUAAUACAUGAAUUAGCACAAUUUGUUUCCAUGCAUGAAUGCUUAAGAGUUGAGGAUAGUACAAAUUUGCCUUCUCCAAUUCCUAAGACUCUUCGACACUUGUCUGUUCAAGAUAUCUGUGCACUUAGUGAAAUAUUCAAGUUGAGAAGCCUACGCUUAUUAUAUAUAGAGUUUCCAAAAGAAUUGAAAAUAAUACCUGAGGAGAUUGAAAAUUUGAUACAUCUUCGAUACUUAAAGAUUGAUGGUGAGAAUUUGACUAUGCUGCAAAGAUCUGUAAGUAAUCUCUAUCACUUGCAAUACAUAAUCCAUGAUGGGCAAGAGAAAGAUGCUGAUUUUUUACCAAGUGACAUUAAUAACCUUUCUAACUUGCGUUACGUGAAAUUGCCCAAAAAUUGUAUUUCAUCGAUAUGUGGGAUUGGGAAGUUAAAGUUUCUUCAAAAAGUGAACAUGUUUGAUCUUAGAGAGGCGAGUGGUUAUAGAAUUAAAGAGCUGGAGAACAUGAAUGAUCUUUGCAAAUUAGGAAUCAAUUGCCUUGAAAAUGUUAAGGAUGCUGAGGAGGCUUGUAGUGCCAAAUUAUAUGCCAAGAGGAGGCUCAUAGAUUUAUCCUUAAAUUGGAGUUGCAUUGCUUCGAGGAACACAGAUUUAGAUGAGAAUGUGCUAGACAACAUCCAGCCACCAAAUUGUCUAAGGAAUCUGGAGAUACAUAGAUACAUGGGUGCAAGGCCUGCUAUAUGGAUGAACAACGUCAAUCUUAUCUCCAAUCUAGAGAAAAUCAAUUUGACAGAUUGCUUGGAGUGUGAAACUCUUCCACCUUUUGGACAACUUCCCUUCCUCAAGUCACUGACACUUGAAAACAUGCCGAAAGUAAAAUGGCUCGAAAGUAAAUUUAAUGGGAAUGAUAAAUACCAUGCCUUUCCAUUGCUAGAGGAUUUAUGUAUUCGCAGAUUAGCAGUAUUAGAGGAUUGGUUUGAGGCAGGAGUAGCUGCUGAAGAUGGCUGUUUGUUUCCUUGCUUAAUUGAACUGACUCUAGUUGACUGUCCGAAGUUGAAAGAGUUGCACUCUUUGCCUCCUAAGCUCAACAGCUUGCACAUAUAUAAAAUUGGAUGGACGACUUUGAAUUUUUGUAGCAAUUCAAAUCCUAUUCCCCUUUUCAUUGUAAAUGUCAUUUGCUGUCCAAACAUUACAUCUCUUCCUCUGGCUGAUGAAAUAGCAAGACUUGCAGCACUAAGAUACUUGAUAAUUACAGAGUGCCCCAAUCUGAUCUCUCUGGGAAGAUAUCGAGAAGUGGAGACGACUAAUAAUUGUAGAAGUUAA
Molecule: messenger RNA, 2049 nt
Organism: Dendrobium catenatum
Lineage: Eukaryota; Viridiplantae; Streptophyta; Magnoliopsida; Asparagales; Orchidaceae
Product: putative disease resistance protein RGA3
Exons: 2
Coding region: 28-2049 (673 amino acids)
Biological process (GO): defense response to other organism
Molecular function (GO): protein binding; ADP binding
Source: RefSeq, a predicted model, not a curated record